Daldinia decipiens is the source of this 2817-nucleotide messenger RNA. RefSeq lists its product as uncharacterized. The transcript has 2 exons. NCBI's taxonomy places the organism in Eukaryota, Fungi, Ascomycota, Sordariomycetes, Xylariales, Hypoxylaceae. Bases 1 to 2817 code for a protein of 938 amino acids. Gene Ontology annotation, molecular function: zinc ion binding. The record is from RefSeq and is a predicted model, not a curated record.
AUGGCUUCGUCGUCAAUAGCUACUCCGGAUACCUUGAUUACUCUUAAAGUCAACUUCGAUGGUGCGACUCGUCGUUUUAAGUUGCCUCUUCGCGAGCUUGUGUUGAGCACGCUCGAAGACAAGCUCCGUUCUUUCCUACAGAUUCCUGUUGGUACGCCUACCAUUUAUGAACGGUAUUCCGAUUCGGCUGGAUCCUUCGUCGUCUUACAUCCCACCAAUGUUCCUGCUUACAAGCAACUUUAUCGAGCUGCUAAGGCCAAGCAAAAGUUAAAGCUGCGAGUAACCACACAAGCCAAGCCUGAGCCCCAGCCCCAGCCCCAGCCCCAGUCCGAGGUCGAGGUCGAGGUCGAGUCCGUACCCGAGCCUGUACCUGUACCCCAACCGGAAUUACAUAAGAUCCCUAAGCCUGUUACUGUUGAGGAUGAGCCUGAAGCAGAGUCUCGAGAAGUAGCUGAGCCCGCUGCUCGUAUUCCGUCACCAACGCUAGAGUCGUCUGCCCCAGUCUCUUCUGAGGUCUCCACUGGAAUCUUAGACACUGUCCCCGUCUCCGACAUUCAUUCGAACCUACCGAACUUCGUUAAGCUAUGGCAGACACAUGGCAGACCCAGGAUCCAUCUAAAACGGGAUGCCGAGGGCAAGGAGGUAGUUGACCUACUAAGCUCCACGUCUUCAGCCCCGGCCGAGCCUUUGAUAUCGCUAGAGUCGAGCGAGGAGAACGUACCUCGAUGUCCUUUCUCUCGGACUGCAUCGAAGAUGGCCCACACUACUGACCUGACCUGGGAACCCCGCAAGAAAGAGACCGCUACCCCCAAGGCUCCGGAAGCCGCGGAGGCUCUAUUCCCUACCGGUGUGAUAACUGCGCCUAUAUUCGAAGAUGAAGAGACGAAGAUAAGCGAUACGCUGAUCACCCUCGGUGUCCCCAAGCGUCAAUUCACUGUUUGCUGCAAUAGCUGCGACCGAGCCGUUCCCGAUGCUCAUUUCCACUGUUCUACCUGCGAUGACGGUGACUUCGACCUCUGCCAGGAUUGUGUCAACCAGGGCAUUACCUGCUACAACGAGGGCCAUUGGCUCAUCAAGCGUUUUAUCAAAGAUGGACAGGUCAAUUACAGCACUACCCACAUUGCUCCCAAAACUGCUCGUUCCCAAACAAGCAAGGCUCCCGUGAGUCUUCCUAUCAGAUCCGCUGAGAAUGCCAACUGGGUACCUCCGACGAGAUUUUGGGAGGCCACUUACAAUGACCGCACCUGCAACUGCUGUGUCCAGGACUUCCCCGGAGAGGACUUCCUUCACUGCACCACAUGCGACGAUUACGAUCUAUGUAAGAGUUGCUUUGCUAAGAAUAAGCAUGGUCAUCACCCUGCACAUGGAUUUGCUCCUGCUGUCAAGGGUACCAUCUUCGAUCAUGAUGUAUCUUCGCUCUUGUCUCCCGGCCGAAAUGCCUCCCACAAUGCCAUCUGUGAUGGCUGCGACAAGUAUGUCCGAGGCGUCCGACACAAGUGCCUAGACUGCCCUGAUUGGGACUAUUGCUCGGAAUGUGUUAAAAAUGCCGAGUUCAUUCACCCCAACCAUCGUUUUGUAACAAUCUACGAGCCCUUGACUGAUCGCACAUUCCGCCCCACGAUGCGUGGUACACACUACGGCAUCUGCUGUGAUGGACCGCUAUGCUCAGCAUCCCGUGUUCGUUCGAGAUAUAUUGUCGGUGUACGGUAUAAGUGUGCUGUCUGCCACGAUACCGACUUCUGCGCCAACUGCGAGGCUAGCCCCUCCAACACGCACAAUAAGACGCACCCGUUGAUUAAGUUCAAGACUCCAGUACGUCACGUCAGCGUUACUACUACCGGUGAGCAUGAGGAUGGUCAGCGCCUCCCCACGAUGGGCGAUCGUGUCCGACCUAUCACUAUUAAUAAUGCGACCGUGGCUGCUUCAGUACGCGAGAGCAUUGCUGCCACGCCUGUGCAGACUGUAGUCGACGUGCAACCUACCGAGCAGCAAUCACCUGAGACGGAGGAGACGGACGAAGUCAAGAUCAAGAGCGAAGUAGUAGAACCCGAGGUAGCCGCCUCGAUCGAGAAGAAGCCAACCUCAGGUGAGCUCAUUGCAGUCUUCCUACAGGACACCAUUGCCGACGGAACUGUUCUACCACCGAACCAUACUUUUGAACAGGUCUGGAUUGUUCGAAACGAAGGUACCGUCCCGUGGCCAGCCGGCUGCUCUGUCAAAUUCGUUGGUGGUGAUUACAUGGGUGCAGUCGACCCCGCACACCCUGCUGGUAUCCACGAACUGGUCUCAGCCUCGGAGUCAACCGUCUGCUACAACGCGCUUAGCCCGGGCCAGGAAUUCCCCUUCACUGUCUUGAUGCGGACUCCAGACCGGGAAGGCAAGGUAAUCUCGUAUUGGCGAUUGACGACCCCAGAUGGUGUCAAGUUUGGUCACAAGCUGUGGUGCGACGUAACUGUUCAGGCACCCCGUGCCAAGGUUGUCUCAGCAGAGUCUCAGCAUGAACGUGAGGUUAUCACCAGCCCGGCACCAGCUCCUAAACUAGCCGAAAGCCAGAUGAUUAUCCCUAGACUAGAGCACGAAUCGCCGGCUGCUAGCAUGCACGAGAAGGCUCAGCCAGAGAGCGAACUGGAGGCAGAGACGGCUACUCUUGCCCAGUCAGUACAGGAUUCACAGGAUGACGACUUUGAAGACUGCGGCGAGGAUGACGAAUGGGCCGAGUCUGAUGAUGGUUUUAUGACAGAUGAGGAGUACGAUAUCCUUGAUGCAUCAGACGAGGAGUAUCUCUCGGAACAGCACAAAUCUAAGUCCAGGAAGUAA